CGGCAGCAGCGGCGGCGGCAGCGGGCGCGGCCCCAGCACGGGCAGGAGCCGCCGCCGGGCGCCAUGGGCUGUUAGCGCAGCUGGCGCCCUCGCUCUCCCGCCGGAAGGAGCCGCCGCCGCCGCUGCCUCGUGCCUCCCUCCCUCUCCGCCCCGCUCGGUUCCUCUUCCCGCCUCGCCCGCCGCCCGGAGCCCAUGAGCCUGAACGAGCACUCGAUGCAGGCGCUGUCCUGGCGGAAGCUCUACCUGAGCCGCGCCAAGCUGAAAGCCUCCAGCCGGACCUCCGCGCUGCUCUCCGGCUUCGCCAUGGUGGCUAUGGUGGAGGUCCAGCUAGAUGCAAACCAUGACUACCCUCAAGGUCUCCUGAUAGCUUUCAGUGCCUGUACUACUGUCCUUGUUGCCGUUCACCUGUUUGCACUCAUGAUAAGUACUUGCAUUCUUCCAAAUAUAGAGGCUGUCAGCAACGUGCACAAUCUCAACUCGGUGAAGGAGUCUCCCCACGAGCGCAUGCAUCGGCACAUCGAGCUUGCCUGGGCCUUUUCUACUGUUAUUGGGACUUUGCUUUUCCUUGCAGAGGUGGUGUUACUCUGCUGGGUGAAGUUUCUCCCCUUAAAGAAUUCAUCCCAGAACAGCAGCUCUACCAUCACAUCAGGAGAGGCAGCAGCCAUCGCAUCAACAUCUAUUAUGGUUCCCUUUGGACUGAUCUUCAUUGUGUUUGCAGUCCACUUCUACCGCUCCCUGGUGAGCCAUAAAACAGACAGGCAAUUUCAAGAACUCAACGAACUGGCUGAAUUUGCCCGGCUCCAGGAUCAGCUGGACCACAGAGGCGAUCCCAUCUCCCCAGGUGUUAGCCACUUUGCAUAAACCUGUACUUACAGAAAAUAAAUGCACUAUUCUGCUUCUGCCUUGCCAUGUUGACUCCCCCUGCAUGAACUGGUUCAACUAUAGAUUUGUUUUUAAAGAGAGAUUUAUAAAUGUUGUCUUAGCGUUUUUAAGGGGAAAAAAAGAAGAGUGUUGUUGUCAUACCACUGUGGAUACCUGCCUUCUGGAGGAAUGGAUGGUGGGGUAAUCGUGAGUCUUCCUCCCCUAACGAGUCCUCUGCAGAUUGCUUCUUGUUACUCGUGAAUGGUGGCUACAUAAAUACAUGGAGAAUAACACUGUAAUUUUUGGUCUUUGUUAGGGUUGGAUAGAGAAGCACUUUUCCUCUUUACUUGAUGUUGGCAUUUACUAGAAGAUACUGCUUGUCCAAUACAUGUUGCAUGGCAUGAUACAAAUUACUUGGGAUACGCAGCAAUUAGCACUUGGUUUCGGUGCUAGCGCUGUGCUCUCUGGAAAGCCUGACAGAUGGUGGAGCGAAAGCUUUCCCACCGCUUUCCCCGCUGUGUUUUGCUGCCAAGUAAUUAUUACUUCACUGAUUUCUCUAGCGCCUUUUCCCAUGGCAGUUACACAUUUUAUAGCCCCCAAAAUA
Messenger RNA from Nothoprocta perdicaria, 1465 nucleotides. RefSeq names its product ORAI calcium release-activated calcium modulator 1 (gene ORAI1). Gene Ontology annotation, molecular function: store-operated calcium channel activity. The coding region runs from base 193 to 861 and encodes 222 amino acids. NCBI's taxonomy places the organism in Eukaryota, Metazoa, Chordata, Aves, Tinamiformes, Tinamidae. The transcript is spliced from 2 exons. The record is from RefSeq and is a predicted model, not a curated record. Gene Ontology annotation, biological process: store-operated calcium entry. Gene Ontology annotation, cellular component: membrane.